Drosophila innubila is the source of this 1259-nucleotide messenger RNA. Its product is annotated as mediator of RNA polymerase II transcription subunit 12-like. The transcript has a single exon. NCBI's taxonomy places the organism in Eukaryota, Metazoa, Arthropoda, Insecta, Diptera, Drosophilidae. The record is from RefSeq and is a predicted model, not a curated record. The coding region runs from base 100 to 1182 and encodes 360 amino acids.
GAAUUGCAAAUCAAAGGAAAUCAAAAACAAGGAACGCCACAAAAUGUGUGAAAUCUCAGUGGAAAGCACCGAAUAUUAAUUGGAAACAAUUUAACAAAUAUGGAAAAUGUGUCAGCGUCUGACAUCCGAACUGUCGAAAUGACAGACGCGUCAAUAAAAUACAAACAAAAAAAACAAGUGACAGCAGGAACACAACGGCAAAUACUCCGAUAUAGUUGGACAACAAAAUGGCUGCAUUUUUUAAUUUUUCUAGUCUGCAUAACACACACGCUGCAACAUGCAGCGCCUGAGGGCAACAUGUUGCAACAUGCAGCGCCUGAGGGCAACAUGUUGCAGCAGCAGCAAACGCAUGAAACAACUAGUGUAAAUAGCAGUGUAAAUAUCAACUUAAACAGUAAUUUCAAUGAAAUUGUCACCGCCACGGCCACGGCCUCUGCAACAGCAACGCUUCACACAGCAUCAGCAGGCACAUUAACCACAACAGCAACAACUCCAAUGCGCCACAAAUGGCGUCGGAAAUUUCCCUUUGCCGCAACUCGCAAUGCGAGCAGUACUGGCAACGGCAACAAACGGCGCAAACUGUUGCGUCCUCAUCACUAUCAGCGCAAUGUGACGCAUGCGACGCGCACAACAACAGCAAUGGCAACAAUUGCUGCUGCGACAACGGCAGCAACUUUGAUACCAAAGAUACAACAACAGCAGCAGCGGCAACAAUUUAGCUAUCGCACGCACUUGCAGACAAACUUUCAGCAACAGCAACAACAUUAUGUUGCAGACACUCAGCAACAGCGACAACAACAACAAGAACAACAACAGUACUUUGUUGCCAUAACUCCGCGACCGCAAAAGCAACGGCAACAUCAGCAGCAACAGCAACAUGGCUUUGCCUUGCUGCCUGCCACCUACUAUCAGCAACACCAGCAACAGCAACAACAGCUCGUUGGCAAUCUGAGCCAACAACAGCAGCAGCAGCAACACAUUCUAAUCCACCCGGGCAAUAACAACAUUGUGUUGUACAGCAACCUCGACUCGAUACCUCCUUGCCCGCCAGGCAUCCUACCAACAGCUGGUGUGCGUCUGAUGCCACAACAGUUCAUACCACUGCGCCCCACAACAACACAACGCUCCCGGCAACGCGGUAAGCAAAUCAUCGCAACGCUUAACCACUCACAACUCUUUUAAUUGUGCCCGUUGCAAAGAUAAAGUAUAAAAAUAAAAUAAGUGUUAAUUGCGCUAAUAAAAAUUGCAUUUGCUCCGUU